AUGGUCGGAAUAACAGUACCUCAAAUCACAAGAGUCAUAUGUUAUGAUAAACAAAAAAUCAAAAUCACAAGAAAAAUAUCGAUCAAUGGAACAACGAAACUUGAAAUUCCAAAUACUGAUUUCAAUCAACCAUUCAUUGUCAUUGAUCCACUUCAAACCAAACCACCUUUGAUUUCUGGAUCUGAUCCAUCUUUGAUGGCUCCAUCGGUCACUACUCAAGCAGUUGCAGGAUUUGGUGGUGCCAACCAACAAAAUGUAUAUUUAAACAGACCACUAGUCGUCACUCUCCACAAGGAUAGAUCCUUUGAGGGAGUUUGUAUUGCAAAGAAUACCAAUAAUAAUCAACUCACCAUUGAAACCAAAGAUUCUAUCGAGAUUGUAAAUAUGAAUGAUGUUCAUUCACUCUCUUAUUUAAAAGGUGAUAAUUUGAGUCCAACAUCAACAUUGAUUACAAUUUUUGGAAAUGGGAGUAGAGAUAUUGAAGUUACCUACUUUAUCCUAAAAGAUCCAAAUCUUCGUGUAAGACAUCAAAUUGGUUUUAAAACACUCAAAGGUGCUGAAGAAGAACAAGACCGUUACUCUCUUCACUUGAUCACCUAUAUCAUUUGGGAUUGUAUCGAAAAGAUUGAUUAUCCUAUUAAAUUAAUGUUUUUAAUUCAAGAUAAGAUGUACAAAGUAGAUGAUUUUAUUGGUGGAUAUUUGGAACAAACAAAGAAUGAAAUCAUUCGAUUUGAAACUGAUGUUAAAAAGGUGAUGGUUUAUACUGACAUGAAACUAGACUACCAAGCAUUUUUGUUGAAGAAUAUAUCCAACAAAUGUAUUCCAACUGGUCCAAUUGUAGUUGAAGGUAGCAAUGCAUUGGGUCACACUCUUGCAUUAUGUGAACCAAAUGAACAUGUCAUUGUGUAUUGUCCACCAGUUAUUGGAUCAUCUCUUGUCCUAAAGCCAGAUCUCUAUGUCAAAAAGACAAGCUCCAUCUCACCCAUUCGUAUUCCUCGUCUCACCUAUAGCAAGAUGGUGACAUCCCUCUCACUCGAAGCCAAUGUAUCUGUUUCAUUCCUCUUUGCCAACCUCACAAACACAGACUACUCUAUCGUCCUUAGAAACUCGCUCACCGUCCUACCACACGAGUGUCAUCACACACUCGUCGAAGGUAUCUUGGACCUAACCACCAACAAUGCCACCAAGCUCAACCCAAACAACUCACUCUAUCUCAUUGAGCUCCCUCAACUCGAGAGUAAAACACUCACCUUUAAAGGUGUAAGAACUGGAACUAAAAGUAUUAGACACCAAAUCGACCUUUCAUCUUUCAAAUUUAUGGAAAGAGUAUUUGGUGCUGUCAAUCAAGAAAAUAGAGAUGAAUUUGAAAUCUCUAAAGUCAAUGUUGACAAUAAAGAAGAUCAAGAUGUUUUAUAUGAAUGCUUUAAACAUUUAUAUAUGCCAAAUUCUCAUCAACCAUUUGGUGGCAACAACAACUUCAACAACCAAAACCAUGGAUCACUAUUUGGUCAACAGAAAACACAAACAUUUGUACAAACAUCGUCUGCAUCUAAUAAUGAAGUAGUACAACAACAACAACAACAACCACAACAACAAGGAUUUGGACUUACCCCAUCAUUUGGCCCAUAUAUACAACCAAAUGUAGGAUAUGCCACUUAUUCAUCUUCACCAUUUGGACAUGCAUCCGCUGCCCCUGCAUUUGGACAUGCAACAGCAGCCCCUUCUAGUGGUGGACUAUUUGGAAGUUCUGCUCCUGCCACUACUACAUCUACGUUUGGUGGAGCCCCUGCUUCUGCAUCAGCAUUUGGAAGUAGUCAACCAACCACUAGUGGUGGACUAUUUGGAAGUUCUGCUCCCGCCACUACAUCUACAUUUGGUGGAGCCCCUGCUUCUGCAUCAGCAUUUGGAAGUAGUCAACCAACCACUGGUGGUGGUGGACUCUUUGGUGCGCCAAACCCCUCUGCCGUUGUAACAGGUACUGUCCCUGCCACUAGUCAACCAACCACUAGUGGGCUAUUUGGAGCACCAGCUUCUCCAUUUGGAUCAACUCAACCAACCACAACCCCCGUCCCAUCUACGGGAUUUGCAUUUAGUACUGUUCCCGCAUCCACCGGUGCAUUUGGACAACCACCAACCGGAGCAACAGGUGCGUUUGGACAACCACCACCAGUCUGUACUUUUCAAUCAGAACCAACCAUUGUAGCAUCAAAUAUUGAACAAAAAAACCUAUCAUUAGAAGAAUUAAGAUUACAUGAUGUUACUCAAAAACCUUAA
Molecule: messenger RNA, 2274 nt
Organism: Cavenderia fasciculata
Lineage: Eukaryota; Evosea; Eumycetozoa; Acytosteliales; Cavenderiaceae
Exons: 5
Coding region: 1-2274 (757 amino acids)
Source: RefSeq, a predicted model, not a curated record